CUGACCUGGAAGUAGCUCGAUACACGCGAGGCAGGCUCUGUCGUUACGGAUACGAAGGCGCCGGUGGAGAGAAGAUAGAAAUACCACCUGAGUGAACUGUUUUUAUAAAUCAGCAGCCAUGAGUCUGUUAACAAAGCCCAAGUCUGAGAUGACCCCCGAGGAGCUCCAGAAGCGAGAGGAGGAGGAGUUCAACACCGGCCCCCUCUCGGUGCUCACCCAGUCAGUGAAGAACAACACUCAGGUCCUCAUAAACUGCCGCAACAACAAGAAGCUGCUCGGAAGAGUGAAGGCUUUUGACAGACAUUGCAACAUGGUCUUGGAAAAUGUGAAGGAGAUGUGGACAGAGGUUCCCAAGAGCGGGAAGGGGAAGAAGAAGUCUAAGCCCGUGAAUAAGGACCGCUACAUUUCCAAAAUGUUCCUCAGGGGAGACUCUGUUAUCGUUGUGCUGAGAAAUCCUCUGAUCACAGGAAAAUGAACUCUUAAAAGACAUCCAGCUGAACCUGUCACAGAGCCUUUUUUCUUUCUCAUACUUUGUUUGAAAGAUUUAAAGGCAGUAGAUUGUCAUUCAUGUUAACUUUUUUUUGUUGUUGGAUCACUGCAUUCACUGUUGAAAUAGAAAUAUUGCAUCAGCAAAAUGUUUCUACUAUUUUGAGAGUCAAUUAGGCACAACAGUGCCUGAUUUUGCUUUGUCUACAGAGUCUUCUGUCUUUUUCAUUUUAAUAAUAAAAGUAAUGAAGAGAUUCAAA
This is a messenger RNA of Stegastes partitus (bicolor damselfish), 746 nucleotides long. RefSeq names its product small nuclear ribonucleoprotein D2 polypeptide (gene snrpd2). The record is from RefSeq and is a predicted model, not a curated record. Gene Ontology annotation, biological process: RNA splicing. Lineage: Eukaryota; Metazoa; Chordata; Actinopteri; Pomacentridae. The coding region runs from base 119 to 475 and encodes 118 amino acids. Gene Ontology annotation, cellular component: small nuclear ribonucleoprotein complex. Gene Ontology annotation, molecular function: RNA binding. The transcript has 3 exons.